Ambispora leptoticha is the source of this 3285-nucleotide messenger RNA. The record is from the annotation of a GenBank genome assembly. NCBI's taxonomy places the organism in Eukaryota, Fungi, Glomeromycota, Glomeromycetes, Archaeosporales, Ambisporaceae.
AUGCACGAAGAAAACUCGAAUGAAAGCGCAUCUUCGCAAAAAACCCAAAUUAACCGCUCUAAAACAGUCAAUAAAACUCAAACAACAACUUCGCAGCAUUCUAGAGUCAUCGAAAAUCAAAAAAAAAAUGACACUUUUGUGUGGUUUACAGCGAUAUCAGACGAUUCUAAUUUCAGUGAUAUCCUAAAAAUUCUUUUAGUGUCCAUUGUGGAACCAAUCGAUAGCAAAGAGCGACACUUGAUAAAAGUUGAAUGGCAAGACGUGAUGGCUGCCAUCAGUAAAGCCAAAACUGAGAAAAUUAAUCGAUACUGUACUGAGUUAAUGAAAGAUUAUCGCGAAUGGCAUAAGUCAUCUGAAUCUAAUAUUCCAAAACAUAUAUUGGAAAAAAUUCGUUUCUCUUUUCGUUUUUCUCCUGAUGAAUUUCAACAAAUCAUAUCAACUUUGAAAAAAAUGUCAAUUGAUGAACGAUCGAGCGUACGUUCGAUUCUUUAUCACAAAUUAAAAGGAAUGACAGAUUUUUUCAACAAAAACCAAUCUGAAUUAUCUAGACGCGCGAUAAUAACCCAAAACUUGAAUACCGCGCAGAAGGAAAAAGAAAAGCUCAAUGAUGAAUUAAAAGUACUCAAGGCAAAUAUCCAACACUUAAAUAUCGUGAAAAAAGAAAACGCAAAACUCAACGAAGAGUUAAAAGUACUCGAGGCAAAUAAUAUACAACGCUCUAAUAAUAUCCAAAAAGAAAACGUAAAACUUAAUGAAGAGUUAAAAGUAAAUAUCCAACGUUUCAAUACCGUGGAAAAAGUAAACGCGAAACUCAAUGACGAGCUAAGAGAGCUUAAAGCCAAAAUUAUUAGCCAAGCUGAUCUCUUAGAUAAAAGUGAGUUUGAAAAGCAAAAAAUUUCCACAGAAUUAAACGCGAAAUUCGAAUCAGAAAAACAAAAACUUACUGAUGACUAUAGAGCAACUUUGCAAAAUCACCAAUCCCAGUAUAAAACAGAAUUACAACAAUCACGUGAGAGAAUUCAAAACUUGGAAGAGGAACGGAAAACCACUUUAUCCACACUAAAAGAAUUGCAAAGCGAAGAUUCGUUAAAUAAAAAGUUAAUUGAUACCUUGACGCAUGAAACAGAAGCUGCGAAACAAGAAGCGUCGCGAUUGCUUGGUAGUGUAAACGAUCUUCGAUCCAAGUAUGAAAUUGAGUUACAAGAAUCACGUGAGAGAAUUCAAAACUUGGAAGAGGAACGGAAAACCACUUUAUCCACACUAAAAGAAUUGCAAAGCGAAGAUUCGUUAAAUAAAAAGUUAAUUGAUACCUUGACGCAUGAAACAGAAGCUGCGAAACAAGAAGCGUCGCGAUUGCUUGGUAGUGUAAACGAUCUUCGAUCCAAGUAUGAAAUUGAGUUACAAGAAUCACGUGGGAGAAUUAAUAAAUUAGAAGAGGAACGGAAAAACACACUAACAAUAUUGAAAGAAUUACGACACGAAGAUGCGUUAAACAAAACAAAAAUUGAUACCCUGACGCAUGAAACAAAAGUUGCGAAACAAGAAGCGUCACGAUUGCAAUCGGCACUUGAUGACGUAAAAACUCUCCUAUCCAAGUAUGAAGCUGAUUUAGAUGAAUCAUGCGGAAGAAUUCUUAAAUUAGAAGAGGAAAAGAGAAACACUUUACCAACAUUAAUAGAAUUACGACAUGAAGUUUUGUUAAACAAAACAGAAAUUGAUACCUUGACGUGUGAAUACAAAUCCGCGAAACAAAAAGCGUCACGAUUGCAAUCGACACUUAAUAUUCAUGAAAUUGAGAUACAAGAAUUACAUGAAAAAAUUCAAGAAUUAGAAGAGGAACACAGAGAAACCUUGUCAAGAUUAAAUGAUUUUCAACAGGAAGAUUCUUUAAAGCAAACAAAAAUUGAUUGCUUAACGCAUGAAAUCCAAUCUGCGAAAAACGAAGCUUCGCAAUUGCAAUUGAUACUGGAUGAACUCGAGUCUGAAAAACAAAAAAUUAUAGAUAAUUAUCAAGAAGAUGUGCGAUUGUAUGAUUUGCAAGUAAAAAACCUCGAAACGAAAUUACAAGAAUCAGAAGAGGAACAGAAAAGCAUUUUGUCAACAUUAAACGAUUUACAACACGAAGCUUUGCAAGUAAAAAACCUCGAAACGAAAUUACAAGAAUCAGAAGAGGAACAGAAAAGCAUUUUGUCAACAUUAAACGAUUUACAACACGAAGCUUCGCUAAAGCAAGCACAAAUUGACACCCUAACGCGUGAAACCAAAUCUGCAAAACAAGAAGCUUCACGAUUGCAAUCAGCACUUGGUGAUGUAAGAGAUCUUCAAUGGAAUAAUGACGACGCAAGCAAUCCAUUGCAAAUAACUAAAGAUAUCGACAGAAUACGAGGAUUAUUGAAUGACGUGACAAAAGUGAAACCAAAAACCCAAAUACAUAUUAACGAGUCAACUAGUCAAGCUCUUUUAAAAAGGUUUAAAAUUCAAAAUUAUCAGGAGGAAAGAACAUAUAAAAUAGCAUUGAGUAAUGCUUUACAGCGUACAAUCAUUGACAAAGUCUUUAAUGCUAUUUCUUCCACUAUCAACAACCCAAAUUCAAUUCGUGACGGAAAUCUCGAAACACAUAUUUGCUAUCACUUAAACAAACUAGUUUUUUUUAUGAAUACUUUAGCCGCUAAUCGUUCCGGCGACGAUGAAAUCACAAUUAUCGCGCCAAUAAAAAUUCGGCAACAAGUAUUCGCGUCUUUAGGAUCACGUGGUUACAACAGAUCAGGUCAUUCGACAAUUGAUUUGUUCGCGAACGAAUUAGUAAAGGAUUUGGACAAAUAUCGCAAAGUACUUUCUGAGGAAUUAAAAAAAAAUUUACUUAAUCAAGUCGUCGAGGUUAUAAUUGAAUUAAUGCAUUUGCAUUUUCGAUUGUAUGCGCAAGAUCCGAUACCUGAAAUCCGAUGGAUUGAUAAUGAAGCCGAUAUCUGUGGUGGGUUUAUGGAAGGACCUUGGGAUAUCGAAGAUAGUCAAAAUUCUGUAGUCGAUUUUUGUUAUUUUCCUGCGAUAGGUAUAGAUCUUGAUGAUGACAAAAAUCGGCGUGUUUAUUGUAAAGCUCAGGUUUCGGUCAGACCAAAAAAAAAAAAUAAGGGUGUAUUAGGCUGGUGUGGAAGUCAUUUACUAAAAUCAAUAGAAUUUUAUGCAGAUUCCAAACGUGCUUUACUGGUGCGAAGUUCUGCGUUUGCUGCAUUACUCAUGUAUCACUUGAUUCUGGAUCUUAGUAUUGGGAAUUAUGAUGCUGAAUAA